Messenger RNA from Opisthocomus hoazin, 1111 nucleotides. The record is from RefSeq and is a predicted model, not a curated record. Lineage: Eukaryota; Metazoa; Chordata; Aves; Opisthocomiformes; Opisthocomidae.
AUGCGUCGCUGGAGCUUUGAUCGCUGUUUUGAAUGUGUCCGUCAGGGGAGAGAUCAAUCCUGUCUCUGCUGCAGCGACCGGGCCUGGGCGGUCGCCUUCAGGUGCCUCUGCCAGUUCGUGGGGCCCGUGAGAAGAGGGAAGCUCUUGGGGGCGUUGCUGCUCAGUGCUGCUCUGGCCGCGGGAGGCUCUGCGGCCGACGGUCAGCAGUGCAGAGAGGGAGGGCAGGCUACAGAAACUGCUAGCUUGGAAGAGCAGUUGCAAGGAUGGGGAGAAGUGAUUUUGAUCACUGAUAAAGUUCUUCGCUGGGAGAGAGCCUGGUUUCCUCUGGCGCUGAUGAGCGUUGUUUCCUUUUCUUUUCUGAUGAUCUACUACUUGGACCCAUCAGUUCUUUCAGCUGUCUCCUGUUUUGUUAUGUUCCUCUGUUUGGCUGAUUAUCUUGUUCCUGCUCUUGCACCUAGAAUUUUUGGCUCUAAUAAAUGGACUACGGAACAGCAGCAAAGAUUUCAUGAGAUUUGCAGCAAUUUGGUAAAAUCUCGUCGCCGGACUGUUGGAUGGUGGAAACGUCUCUUCACACUGAAGGAAGAGAAGCCUAAAAUGUACUUCAUGACCAUGCUUUUUUCUCUUGCUGUGGUUGCCUGGAUUGGACAGCAAGUUCACAACCUGUUCCUGACCUAUCUUAUUGUAAGUUUCUUCUUGCUGUUUCCUGGACUAAACCAGCAUGGUAUCAUUACAAAGUACAUUGGAAUGGCAAAAAGGGAGAUAAACAAACUUCUCAAGCAUAAGGAAAAUAAAAAUGAAUGAAGAGUUUACUGCUGUUCACUCUUGUAAAAGGUUUCCUUGGGAACAGUUUUGAGAAUUAACAUAUAAUUAAGAUAAUAGAAGUUGUAUUGCUCACUGGCUUUUUUUAUUGGCUCCCUGAUGAAGUGAAAAUGUCACUCUAGCAACUGUGGUGGGUUUGUGUGUCUUCUUGCUGUGCUGACUGGGGUUCUGCAGCCUGCAGCUGAUCUUCUGUGAAAGAUCCUGACCUUGAUGUAUGGAGCUUUGUAAAGUGUCUUCACCAAACUAAGAGGCCCUGUAAAUAAGUACCCCUACUCAAGAAACAUCAGAGUUA